Molecule: messenger RNA, 3832 nt
Organism: Grus americana (Whooping crane)
Lineage: Eukaryota; Metazoa; Chordata; Aves; Gruiformes; Gruidae
Gene: NAA60
Product: N-alpha-acetyltransferase 60, NatF catalytic subunit
Exons: 7
Coding region: 484-1212 (242 amino acids)
Biological process (GO): N-terminal peptidyl-methionine acetylation
Cellular component (GO): Golgi membrane
Molecular function (GO): histone acetyltransferase activity; protein-N-terminal amino-acid acetyltransferase activity
Source: RefSeq, a predicted model, not a curated record
AGAGCUUCAACGACAAGGGAAAAACCCUUAAAAACUUAGAAUUUCAGGAUUAGAGUCAUUAUUGGCAUCAAGCCUCAGCAGCGUGAUGGGUUGCCCCCUUGCAGUGUAGGACUGGGGGGAACUGCAGGAGAGGCGUGUGGCCGACCUGCGUCCGGUUUCCCGGGCGUUUGUGCUCAAGGAUGCAUCGUUAAUUUUAAAUUUCCCCUUUAAUUAGCAGCUUUGAUUUCGCGCUGCGCUCCCUUGCCUGGGGCUGCCCACGUGGCCCCAGGGAGCGGAGCUUCCCUUCUGCGCCUGCGCGACUUGCGCUGGUCACGUGCCGUCAGGCAGCCUAUGGGAAGGCGUCUUGCUGCACGGUGCCCGGGGGAAGGAAGUGCCCGCCGGUGUCCGCCGCGGCCGCCGGCUCCUCGCCCGCCUCCGCCGCCCGGUAUGCGCUGAGCCGGCCCGCCCUCCCGCGGCGCGCCCGCCGCCACCUCCGAGGCGUGAAUGACAGAGGAGGUGCCCCCGUCUGCACUUACGGACGUAAACCUGCGUCUUCUCUGCCACGAUGACAUAGACACAGUGAAACAGCUCUGUGGCGACUGGUUCCCAAUAGAGUACCCUGACUCAUGGUACCGAGAUAUCACUUCCAACAAGAAGUUCUUUUCCCUCGCAGCCACAUAUAGAGGCUCCAUCGUGGGAAUGAUAGUGGCAGAGAUCAAAAGCAGAACAAAGGUGCAUAAAGAGGAUGGAGACAUCCUAGCUUCCAAUUUUCCUGUGGACACUCAAGUUGCUUACAUCCUAAGUCUUGGAGUGGUGAAAGAGUUCAGAAAACAUGGAAUAGGUUCGCUCUUGCUUGAAAGUUUAAAAGACCAUAUAUCGACGACUGCCCAAGAUCACUGCAAAGCCAUCUACCUGCACGUCCUCACCACUAACAACACAGCAAUAAACUUCUAUGAAAACAGAGACUUUAAACAGCACCACUAUCUUCCCUAUUAUUAUUCCAUCAGAGGGGUCCUCAAAGAUGGCUUUACCUACGUCCUGUACAUCAAUGGCGGACAUCCACCCUGGACAAUCUUUGACUACCUACAGCACAUUGGAUCAACGCUAGCCAGCCUGAGCCCAUGUUCAAUUCCCCAGAGGAUCUAUCGACAAGCCCAGAGCCUUCUCUGCAGCCUUCUGCCCUGGUCUGGCAUUUCUGCCAAGAGCGGCAUUGAAUACAGCCGGACGAUGUGACUGGAUCGGAAGAUGUACAAAAAGCAAAGGAUUGUUUUUCCUUUCAUCUCCUGAACCAUCCGGCUCUGCACUGAUUCCAGUGAUGGCGGCUCUUGGUCGGUGACCCAGCCCCGGACGGGACUCCUCGUUCCACAGGUUGACCGAGAUUUGGCAGAUUUCACACUUGACGGGCUGCAGCCCUGACUCAUCCCCAUGGCCUGGGCAGGCCUGCCCGUUGCGCGAGGCGUCUGGCCGUGCCGUAGCCGAGGGCCCUUUGCGUCACUGGUCUGUGUGCAUGUUGCACUGUGCCCACCACUUCCCUUAGCCCUGGUUUGCUCCUAGUUGUAUACGUGAUGUAGAGGGGUUCAGUUGCUGCUUCCACACCAUGGCUACUGAAAGCUGCCUGAAUGAGGUUAAUGAAUCUGCACUGACCAACCGUGUAAAUGAGCCGUAUGUGCCCUGGCAGGCCGCUGCUGGCAGAAUAUACAGUUGUGCCCUUGGUGCCGGGGAAGGGGAGCGAGGAUCCUGUCAGGGUCCUGCCAAGUCAGCUGCUGCCGCUGGUGCUUCCUGCAGGUAGCUCCCAGGGAGAGCAACUGCCUUGCAUCAGAAACAACCCAGCCCCGCCAGCCCUCUGGGGUGACUUUAAAAGAAGCAUUUAAUUCAGGAUGCAUCAAGUAGAAGGCAGGGAAUGAAAUUGCUAUUUCAUAGUGAAAUAUAUAUAUUAUACUGUAUAGAUCUUUCUGCCUUUGUCCAAGUCGGAAUGUAGCAGGGGAGGGGAGCUGGGGGUGUAGAGCCACUGCUGCAGCCAGAGCCCUGUGGAGGCCAGUCCAGAGCCCUUCUCCUCCCCUGCAUGCACCCUCCUGCGGCACCGGGCUGGACUCUUGCAAUAUCUUUAGGGAUGAGCUCUGCACACAGAUCACAACAGCUUUUCCUUGCUGACGAAAAGCUCCCCAGCUGCUCCCCGCUGUGCUGGUGGACAGUGUCCCCGUGGCUGUCCCAGGGACUCCUGGCCUGGCUGCAGGACCUGUGGUUGUGGCAGCCUGGGCUGUGUCUUGGCUCACUGGCAGCUAACGUCCAACCUGCGUGGAGGCCCCAGUGUGCUGCAGCCAGGCUGGGCACCCUUCCUGCGCCUCGGAGCACUCUGCUUUUAAGGUCCAGCCUGGGCACGGGCCAGAGGUGUGGUAUUCCCAUGCCCUGCCGGCGUCCUGUUGCGAAUCCCCCUUCCCUAGCUGAGGCUCUGUCCCUGCUCAGCACCAUGUUCCUCAUUCCCUGCUCUUUUUGAAACUGGGACUGGAGCAAAGGAGGGCUAUGCCACAGCUGGUGCACGGCCUGGGCACGCAGGCAGAGCCAGCUUGAGCACUGACACAGUACAGGUCGGGCUUAGACUUAGAAGAGAAAGAAAGCGCAUUAAGACUGUGCAGCCUGGAUGGCUGUACAAAGUCAUUGUGGUGCCGUAAGCCCCUGAGGUGGGAGUUAGUUUAAAAAAAAAAGGGGUGCAGGAGGCAAGCUUGCUGCAAGUGGUACCAUGCUGCUUCCCGAGAAGGGCGGCUGGGACUUGCUGCGCAUGGCUGCCACGGGGCUGGCACUGUGUGCUGCCACUCAGCUUGGGGGUGGCUCUGGCACAGAAAGCUCUGGUGAGCGCAGCGAAGCAGCGUGAUCCAGCCCAGUGCCUGGCACGUACAGUUUUGGAGUUGCAGCAAGCUGUUCUGCGGGGAGGUGCUUGUCCCUCUUCUAGGGCUUGACUAGGCCUGUUGGACUCGAGGAAAAACCGUGUUUCCAUGAGGCCAGUCAUGCUCAGAGCUGUUGGAGUCUCCAUCCUUGGUGACCUUCAAGCCCCACAAUGCCUGGGCUGGCGUUGGCCUUGCUGUGGGCUGUUGGAGCACAGCACUCCAGAGGCUCUUUCAGCUGAGCCGCUCGUGGCACUGCAGCCUGGGCGCACAUGGGAGGGGGGGCCUGUGCAUCCCCCUCCUGUGCCACAGAGCCAGCUGGGUGCCACCACCCUUCUGGGGGCUUGGCAGAGCCGGCUCAGCUGGCUGUGCCCACCACCAGCCCGCAGCUCUGCCCGUGGGGAGCAGGUGCUGCCUUGGCUUUGCCGAGGCGCUGGCAGGGAGGCUUUGGCUGUCCCCACUGCACCUCUUAUGGCCCCCUGGCAGGGGAGGUGGCAGCAGGAACUGCUGCCAUCCCUCCUAGCCACAGCGCUUUCCCAGGGGAGACCUGAAGCAUCCUCCCAGCCUCAUUUGUGCUACCACUUUUUUGGGUUGGGGUUUUUGUUUUUUUUUUUGCUUAUCUACUUUUUAGUUAAACACAUCUAUUGGUUUAUGACUUUCUUUAGCAGCUCAAGGCCCUGGUUUUCCUCAGCACUUUUACUUUCCCUGGACCAGAAUGAAUCUCACCUUCUCUCCUGAUUGCCUAAGACUGACAUUCCCUCCACUUUCUAACCUGCCCAUUACACGCCCCAACUCCACUGCUGUGACACUUAAGCACGUCCGAGGGGAUCUGUGACUGGUCUGUGUGUCCUGCCGCCCUGUGCCCUGAGGUGUCAGCCACAUCCCGCCUCACAGCCGGUUAUUUAUUGAAGAGCAUUGUGCUGCCACCGUCAGCCUCUCUCUAAACAUCUUCAAUUAAACCAAACCUCUUUUCU